This is a messenger RNA of Clunio marinus, 234 nucleotides long. The record is from the annotation of a GenBank genome assembly. NCBI's taxonomy places the organism in Eukaryota, Metazoa, Arthropoda, Insecta, Diptera, Chironomidae.
AUGUUGGUGAUAAUUUGGACGAAGAAUUAUGCUUUCAUUAACACAAAAGCUACUACUUACGGUUGUGGGCGGGCAAAGGAAAAAUACGAAGCAGUUAGUCCCCAGGCAAGUUUUUAUGCUUUUCCUACUCAUGCUUCAUCAAAUUCGUUCGAACUUUGUUUCAGACAAACUAUUUUCGUCAUGUUUCAAGUUGAAUUCAAUGAGGGUUGCUUUCCUGAAAUCAAUUUCGCCUAG